AUGGAUUAUUAUGUUAAACCAGAUAUGAAACAAACACUUUCGUUAUUACUCAUUUUAUUUGUUGUCACCGUUGCGAUUCAUCACUCAUCGUCAACUAUGAACCGUAAGCGUUAUUAUGACACAUGGGACGAUAAUAAUGAUGCUGGAAAUAAUGGUGAAGGUGAAUCUGUCAAAGCAGGUUCUUUUCGUUAUAAAGGUUUAAUCAAAAAUGAUCCAUGUGAAAAUAAACCAUUAUGGUUUUUAAAAUCUCAAGAACGUCUUGGUAAAUUAUCUCCAUUUUACGAUUGUCUUAAUUCUCGUCGUGCCGAAUGA
This is a messenger RNA of Adineta steineri, 312 nucleotides long. The record is from the annotation of a GenBank genome assembly. Lineage: Eukaryota; Metazoa; Rotifera; Eurotatoria; Adinetida; Adinetidae.